Messenger RNA from Microcebus murinus (gray mouse lemur), 4916 nucleotides. RefSeq names its product laeverin (gene LVRN). Gene Ontology annotation, biological process: proteolysis; peptide catabolic process. Lineage: Eukaryota; Metazoa; Chordata; Mammalia; Primates; Cheirogaleidae. Gene Ontology annotation, cellular component: membrane; cytoplasm. The record is from RefSeq and is a predicted model, not a curated record. Gene Ontology annotation, molecular function: metalloaminopeptidase activity; zinc ion binding; peptide binding.
CCCCCGGCGCGGGUGCGGAGAACAGACCCAGAUGCGGGGCUGCAAAGCCCGACCCCAGCAGCUGCAACGCCUGCUACGUGCAGGCUGCCCGCUGGGCUCCUUCCUGGGGUGAAGCGGUCUUCCCAGCCUCGUCACUGGGGAGACCGCGGGCAGACGCCACAAUCCCCUAGCGCUUUGUCGCCCCUUCCUCCAGCCCGGCUCCCUAAACUCGGGAGAGGCGGGUGCUCCCGACCUUGCUUCCAUCCUGCCAGGGGCCGCGUGCAUCCCGGGGCGAAUUCAGGAGGCGAAUUUAGGGCCACAGAUUUGGCUCCAGAAGUCUGUUCUGACCGUACGGCCGCCCCUCGCAGGGUCGCUCUGCAGCGCGUCCCCGAAUGUCGCGGUCCUCAAGCCCUCACCGCACUCCCUAGCACGCGAGGCCCCGGGCGGCUGUCGAGCAGGUGUGUCGCCGGUAGCUCAGCGCUGCGGUCCAGGAGAUGACGGUGCUCGGUACCUGUCCCUACACUGGCAACCGUGCCGGGGCACACCACGGCAAAUCCCAGUAAUUCAAAUGUCCCCGUCGGGCCCACGGCCCUUCCCGCGCCGCCCCCAGAGGCCACUUCUGCGCGGUCUUUCGCGUCGAACCCCAAGGGGCGCGCGCCCGGCGCCGGGUCCGCCUCCUCCCCGGCUCUAGCGGGGGCGGGCGUGGGUGGGCAGGGACCUGGAUCUGAUUAGCUGGGAGGGGGGAGCCAUGGUCCCAACCGCUCUCUCCUGCCUCCCCGUCCUCCCAGGCUCCUCGAGGAGGAGGAGGAGGGACAGUACAGGAGAAGAGGGGCGAGGGUCCCAUCACCCAGGGAUCAGAGCCCUGCCUCUGUCUCCGAGCUUCCGCCUCGCCCCGCCCCACCGUCAGCCCCUCCAUGAGACCCACUUCCAGCUCGGGCUUCUACGUGAGCCGCGCGGUGGCCCUGCUGCUGGCCGGGCUGGCAGCCACCCUCCUGGUGGCGCUGGCCGUGCUCGCCGCCCUGUACGGCCACUGCGCGGGCGUCCCGCCGUCGAAGCUACGUGGCCUCCGGGUCGCGGACGCCGCGACCCCCACUCCCAGCAGUCAGGAGGAGCCGCCGGCGACCCCGAAACCCGGCUCCGCACGCGAGCCGUCGGCGACGACCUCCGCGGGCGACUGGCGACCCCCGGGGCCCUGGGACCAACUGCGCCUGCCGUCCUGGCUGGUGCCGCUGCACUACGAGCUGGAGCUAUGGCCCCGGCUGAGGCCCGACGAGCUGCCCGGGUCGUCGUUGCACUUCACUGGCCGCGUGAACAUCACGGUGCGCUGCGCCGAGGCCACCGCGCGGUUGCUGCUGCACAGCCUUUUCCUGGACUGCGAGCGCGCCGAGGUGCGGGGUCCCCUGUCUCCAGGCGCCGGGGACGCCGCCGUGGGCAGCGUGCCCGUGGACGACGUGUGGUUCGCGCUGGACAUGCAGUACAUGGUGCUGGAGCUUGGCGAGGCCCUGCAGCCUGGUAGCCGCUACGAGCUUCAGCUCAGCUUCUCGGGCCUGGCGUUUCGGGACACUAGGGAGGGGCUCUUCCUCAACGUCUACACCGACCAGGGCGAGCGCAGGGUCCUGCUAGCAUCUCAGAUGGAACCAACAUUUGCCAGGAAUGUUUUCCCUUGUUUUGAUGAGCCAGCUCUGAAGGCAACUUUUAAUAUCACAAUUAUUCAUCAUCCAAGUUAUGUGGCCCUUUCCAACAUGCCAAAGCUAGGUCAGACUGAAAAAGAAGAUGUGAAUGGAAGCAAAUGGACCGUUUCUACCUUUUACACCACGCCCUACAUGCCAACUUACUUAGCCGCAUUUGCUAUCUGUGACUGUGACCCUGUCAAUAGAACCGAAAGGGGCAAGGAGAUACGCAUCUGGGCCCGGAAAGAUGCCAUUGCAAGUGGAAGUGCAGACUUUGCUUUGAACAUCACAGGUCCCAUCUUCUCUUUUCUGGAGGAUUUAUUUAAUAUCAGUUACCCUCUUCCAAAGACAGAUAUAAUUGCCUUGCCUAUUUUUGACAACCGUGCAAUGGAAAACUGGGGUCUAUUGAUGUUUGAUGAAUCAUUAUUGUUGCUGCAACCAAAUGAUCAACUGACAGAAAAAAAGACUUUGAUCUCCUACAUUGUCUCUCAUGAGAUUGGACAUCAGUGGUUUGGAAACUUGGUUACCAUGAAUUGGUGGAACAAUAUCUGGCUCAAGGAGGGUUUUGCAUCUUAUUUUGAAUUUGGAGUAAUUAACUACUUCAAUCCUAAACUCCCAAGAAACGAGGUCUUUUUUUCUAACAUUUUACACGGUGUCCUCAGCGAAGAUCACGCCCUGGUGUCUAGAGCUGUGUCCACAAAGGUGGAAAAUUUCACAGAAACAAGUGAAAUAAAUGAACUCUUUGACAUAUUUACUUACAACAAGGGAGCGUCUAUGGCCCGGAUGCUUUCUAGUUUCUUGAAUGAACAUUUAUUUAUCAGCGCACUCAAGUCAUAUUUGAAGACAUUUUCCUACUCAAAUGCUGAGCAAGAUGAUCUAUGGAGGCAUUUUCAAAUGGCCAUCGAUGACCAGAGUAAAAUUCUUUUGCCAGCAACAGUAAAAAGCAUAAUGGACAGCUGGACACACCAGAGUGGUUUUCCAGUCAUCACUUUAAAUGUUUCUACUGGUGUCAUGAAGCAGGAGCCAUUUUACAUUGGAAAGUUUAGAAAUCAGACUCUUCUUACCCACAAUGACACAUGGAUUGUCCCUAUUCUUUGGAUAAAGAAUGGAACUACACAGUCCUUAGUCUGGCUAGAUAAAAACAGCAAAGUAUUUCCUGAAAUGCAAGUUUCAGAUUCUGACCAUGACUGGGUGAUUUUGAAUUUAAAUAUGACUGGAUAUUAUAGAGUUAAUUAUGAUAAAUUAGGUUGGAAGAAAUUAAAGCAACAGCUUGAAAAGGAUCAUAGGGCUAUUCCUGUGAUUCACAGACUACAGUUGAUUGAUGAUGCAUUUUCCUUGUCUAAAAACAAUUACGUUGGGAUUGAAACAGCACUUGAUUUAACCAAGUACCUUGCAGAAGAAGACGAAAUCAUAGUAUGGCAUGCAGUCCUAGUAAACUUGAUAACCAGGGAUCUUGUUUCUGAUGUGAGGAACUAUGAUAUAUACCCAUUAUUAAAGAAAUAUCUAUUGAAGAGACUUAACUCAAUAUGGAAUAUUUAUUCAACUAUAAUUCGUGAAAAUGUGAUAGCAUUGCAAGAUGACUACUUAGCUAUAAUAUCACUGGAAAAACUUUUUGAAACUGCAUGUUGGUUAGGCCUUGAAGACUGUCUUCAGCUGUCAAGAGAACUCUUCAUAAAAUGGGUGAAUCAUCCGGAGAAUGAAGUACCUUAUCCGAUUAAAAGUGUGAUUUUAUGUUAUGCCAUUGCCUUGGGAAGUGAUAAAGAAUGGGACUUCUUGUUAAAUAUCUACACUAACACAACGGAGGAAGAAGAAAGGAUUCACCUUGCCUAUGCAAUGAGCUGCAGCAAAGACCCGUGGAUACUUCUCAGAUACAUGGAAUAUGCCAUCAGCACAUCUGCAAUCACUUUUAAUGGAACAAAUAUAAUUGAAAUCGUGGCAGCAUCUGAAGUUGGCCAGUAUAUCGCAAAAGACUUUUUAGUCAACAAUUGGCAAGCUGUGGAUGAAAGGUAUGGAAAACAAUCAUUGGUUACUUUAAUGUAUAUAAUAGGGAGAACCAUAAGUACAGAUUUACAGAUCGUGGAGCUGCAGCAGUUUUUCAACAACAUGUUGGAGGAGCACCAGAGGAUCACAGUGCAUGCCAAAUUACAGACAAUAAAGAACGAAAAUCUGAAAAACAAAAAGCAGCGCGCCAGGAUAGCUCAGUGGCUUCGGAGAAACACGUAGCUUGUGGCUACUUUCAGCACUCCUCUUGAGUAUCAUAAUGCGGUUUACUCACAGUUUGUCUUCCAAUACUCUGUAAGGCUGGAAAACCACACGUUUUGUUAUUUGUAUUUCAGUCACAUUUACUAGUCAGAGCCCUAGUCUUCCCAUACUGUCGUGUUUGGCCCUGAGGCUUGGCGAUAGCUAAGAAUUCUGUAAACACUGCUAUAAUUCUGGGGAAGAUUUCGCUUUAUUGGGCUAUAAACCCACAGAAUUUACUUUAAAUGCCGUGUAAAAACAAAUUCACCUAAGACAGUCUCACUUAUUCUGUUGUGAAGGCCAAUGGAAUAUUAAAUCAUUGGCAUUAAUGAAGAGCACAUUCUUUCUUUCUGAGGGAAAUACAGAUUUGCAAUGCUUGAGGUUUUAUUUAGUUCAAUAUUGAAAAGAGUAAUGAGAAAUAAGAUGACAGUAUAAAGAAACAGAAAUCCAAAAAAUAAUAUUCCCUAGAAGACAGAAAAGCCAAAGAAAAGCAGGUUUGAAAAGGAAAGAAUAAGACUAUUUAAUAAGCCAGAAAUUUGUAAGAAUUUGUCUUCUCCUGCCCAUUUCUCUUCCCUACUGCAUUGAGCCAUACUUUGCUGCCUACUGAACUUUAUGGUAUUACAAAAAGACAAAUAACUAUAGGAUCCAUGAAGUGCCCUUAGGAUCACGUGAGGGAGGCCAAAACGGAGAUGAAGUCUCUGCUCUGAAGCUCUUAGUAGCAAGUUCCCUCAUGGAAUGGACACUCUUUCAACCAAAGCUUAUGAGUGAAAAUAAUGUCAAAAGACAGUAGCAAGUAUGGGUAAAAGGGAAUCUUGAAAUGAAGGAAAAUAUGACUGUAAUCAAAGGAUAACCAGAGGCUAAUCCUUACAGUUUUACACUCAGGGGAUUAACCUUGAAAUGUGGUUUCUUUUGGCCAAAUUAAACCCACUUGCAACAUGGACCAACUUAAAUAUUUUCGUUCGUCACAAUGUAUGGGGAUUGGCUUAGUUUUGUUACACUUCAUUAAAAGAGAACAACUAAGGGAAAUCA